Messenger RNA from Cordyceps fumosorosea ARSEF 2679, 1146 nucleotides. RefSeq names its product zinc alcohol dehydrogenase. Bases 1 to 1146 code for a protein of 381 amino acids. NCBI's taxonomy places the organism in Eukaryota, Fungi, Ascomycota, Sordariomycetes, Hypocreales, Cordycipitaceae. The transcript has 2 exons. The record is from RefSeq and is a predicted model, not a curated record. Gene Ontology annotation, molecular function: zinc ion binding; oxidoreductase activity. Gene Ontology annotation, cellular component: mitochondrion.
AUGACAGCGCCGCCACCAACAAACGAGACCAUGCGCGCCUGGGUCUUCACCGACCGCGGUGAUCCCUCGCAGGUCCUCACUUUCACCACCCUCCCCAAGCCUCCCCUUCCUCCUCCCGUCCCUCUACCCCGCGACGCGCCCUCGCCCGAGGAGUGGGUUCUCAUCCGCACCGCCUUCGUAGGUCUCAACGUCGGCGCCAUCUUCCAGAUGACCCUCAUCCCUUCCUUCCUGCGCGCCCGCACCUGCGUCCCCGAGAUGGACCUCUCCGGCGUCGUCGAGGACGUCUGGCACCCCGAAGCCUGCAGCAGCGACUUCCGGUUCCAAAAGGGGGACAAGGUCGUGGCCAUGCUGCCGGCCAGCCACUCCCUCGCCACCGGCACGGGAGCGCUGGCAGAGUACCUGGCCAUCCCCGCGCGGUACGUCGCGCGCAAGCCGGACGCGGCGAGCUAUGGUGACGCGGCGGGGUGUCUGCUGGCGGGCAUGACCGCGUGGCAGCAGGUGUGCGAGUCCGGCGCCAAGGAAGGCGAUCGGGUGCUGGUCAACGCGGCGAGCGGCGGCAUCGGCACCAUGGUCGUGCAGAUGGCGCGCAACGUCGUCGGGCCCUCGGGGCGCGUCGUCGGCAUAUGCAGCGGCAAGAACGUCGAGAUGGUCAAGAGCCUCGGCGCCGACGAGGUCAUCGACUACACAAAGCACGACCGCCUCCCGGACUACCUCGCCGACGUCUUCGCCGCCGAGCCCUUCGACGCCGUCGUCGACACCCUCGGCCACCAAUCGCUGUACCUCGCCUCGCCGCGCUACCUGCGCCCCGGCGGCGUCUACUCCUCCGCCGGCAUCAAGCCGCCAUCCUUUGCGGUCCCGCACUUCUUGCGCGCCGUCGUGCAGAUGAAGCUCAACGAGUGGUGGCCAGUGAGCCGCUGGCUCGGCGGCGUCGGACGGCUGUGGCGCGGCGUCUCGAUGAUGGCGCCGACGCUGGAGGACCGCGAGCGCGUCGUCGGCAUGCUGGCCCGCGGCGAGGUGCGCGUCGUGAGGGACAGCGUGUGGCAGCUGGAGGAGGCCAAGGCGGCGUAUGCGCAUCUCGGGGGGCUGCAUGCGAGGGGAAAGGUGCUGGUUAAGGUGAAUCUCGAGAUUGGUGAUGAUGAGGCGUAG